CCCAUGCAGCAGACGGUAUAAAAGGAAAGUGGUACAAAACCAGAACUAAAAGUUCACGUUAAAACCUUAUUCUUCGCACAAAAUGAAGCCAGACCAACAUAAAAAGAAGCGCAGUGCGCAAUACAAGAAGAAACAUGGAAUUACUCAAAAGAAAGAGGACGGCAAAAGCACAAAUCAGGAGAAGACAAAGUUGUCCAGUUCUUCACUUUCUUCAAGUUCUUCAAGUUCAGCACUUGACGUCAAAUCUCCCCCAACACCAAGACUUCCAAGCUCUCAAUCUCAGCAUUCUCACAACAAGGACUCUACAGAUGAGUCUGAGAGAGUGAGGCAAUUUUCAAGACGGAAGAUUGAGAGCAACUGGGACCGGUAUGAACCCUUGAAUGAAGCCCAAGAUGAUGAUAGAAGCAGUUCGGAUAUAAGGGGAGCAGACUACGAGAGUUUAAUCUCUCAAACAGGAGAUGCAACAAGUCAGUUUCGUUUCAAGGAUGAGCAAAUAUGGGAGGAGGAGGAUUUGGGAGAUGGUAAUAACCAGGAAUCAGAUAGUUUUCCUGCCAUUGACUGCCAUGCCCUGGCCAACCAGCUGAGAGCAAUCCCUCUACAUAUAAGACUUAACAUCCAAGAAAAUUUCUUUGAGUCGUCCAUGCUGCAGAGUUUCAAUGAAAUUGCCUUAAGACAUGAGAAAGAGUUGAACUCCAUCGUGCCUGCCACAAGUGUCUUACCAUCAACACGCAGUAAAGCAUCCCCUUUAGUGUUAACUGGGAGUCAGCUCACCGAUUCCAACACAGAUAAGGACACCAUGGCUGCUAAGCAGUCUUUGCAAGAUAAAGAACUUCAUAAGAUGACACCAGACUAUCAUGUCAAAAGCAAGGAGAGUGAUGCAGUACAACCUGGUGACUUAUCCAGCGAGAGUAAUUAUGUAGAGCUCGUGCAGCCUCUUGACAACAACAGAACUCAAAACAGCUCCCGUGAUGGAGGACAAGAAUCCACAGCCAUCCGAAACACAGUACUUGAACUUGAAUCAAAUGAUUCCGCAAGAGCAAUUUGCCCUAAACCGGCUUCACCAACAGUCGCUUCUAUCGGAACAGAUAGUCAAGCUGAAGUAAAGUCAUCUCAUACAAUGACAUCAAAUCCUCUGAAUGACAAAAAUCAAUGUAAAGACAUUAAGAAGGAUUAUUUACAACCAAACUCCAAGACUAGUGAGAUUGAAGAUGAAGAUGAGUUGGACUUUCUGUUGUCCUUGGAGACCCCUGUACAGACCAGGAUUAAACUAGGCACCAAUGAGACUGCAGAGGGACAGGAGGAGGAGGGCUCUGCAAGUACAUCCCAAGAUUCUACUGAGGAGUCCUCUGCAAUGACUAUUCCAGUUGAAGCUUCCACUCAGAAUGAUGCAAAAGCAGACGACCUUGAAGACUGGCUCGAUAGUAUACUUGAAGACUAGACCCCAGAUGGCAUACACGUAUGUAGCAGUAGAACAUUAAAUCUUUAUUAUGUUUGAAUCGUCUUGUUUUUCAAGCACACUGAGGCUGGGGUCUGGUCCGUUAUGGGCAAAUAAAUGUAUGUACACACAAUGUCUGCAAUAAUUAUAUUGUUAUUAGUGAUUUGCAGUACUUUGGGGGUAAAUCUACCUACUGGACCACAUGGUCCAGUGGUUUAGUUUUGGUGGUCCAGUGAUGUUAGUUUUGGACCAGUAGAUUCAAGUAUGAACAAGCCACCAGUGGUUCAGUGCAGUGGCUUUACCAGAGUGUUGGUUUGGUGGAGGGGGAAUGGUUGGGGGAGGAUGCUCACAACAACGAAACUAUGAUUUUGGAUUAGCUCUAUAAAAAAUCUUAGGGCAAAAAUAAGAAAUCGAUCUGUGAACACAAUCAAAAUGAAAGAAACGCAUACUCGAUCAGUUUGCCGUAUUUUCUGGUUGGUGAGUGUUGCAGUUAGGCAUGCUCAUUAAAGUAACAAAAAUAAAUAAAUAAAAAUAAUAAAUAAAUUAAUAAGAAAAAAAAAUAGGUAAAAUAUCAAUAAAAAUACAAAAGUAAAUGUCAAGUUAAUCCAUUGGUCAAGUAUAUUACUUUGUAACUUUGUAAGCUGAGAGUUUUAGGGGCUUUGUGUCGAUCAGUGUUGUGUUUUUAAACCGGCUAAAUAAAUUUGUACAAACCUUUAUACUUCAAAACUCCUCCAAAAAGUUCAGGAAAAAGUAUAAAUGUAGCUUAUAUUAAGGUCUCUAUUCUGGUCACGUGAAGGUUCUGAGCUACAAGACCCCUCAUGUCAGAGCCCUUGAUGAGCACCCUUCUCCCAUCCCCAUUAGUCUUCGCAUGGACAAGCCCACGUCCAAUUUUUAAUAUUGCAAUGAAUGUCACCUUCAAACAUGUAUGAACUCAACCAUGUAGUGUUUUAUUAAAAACUACAAAUCAUAUUAGGCUGAAAAAUAGUGACAGGUGCCAGGUGUGUUGUGGCUAAAAUAUUACAAACCAGUGAGUGGUUAAGUCUCUCUUGAUUUGCCUUAGGAAGGUUUGAUAGCUGAAGGUUCAUGUCUAUAACCUUCCAUCGGUAAUAGUGUUAUUAACGAUUAAGACAGACUUUGAAAAUACAGCUCAAGGUAGCAGUGUUCAGGCAGUAGUAAUCUCAUCAUAAGUCCCUAAUGGAUGACCUAUGUUAACCUCACGUUAGAGGUCAUUCAGAACAGUCAAUGUUAAACAAAAUGUUUGAAAUUGUUAUGACACCACCCACCCACCCUAAAUUUAUAGUUUUAAAUGAUGACCGACUUUUUUUGUUAUAUCCUAUAUACACCGAAGAGCAAAGUAAUGCCUGAAACGAAGCAGUCAUUCUAAAUGCUCCAAUUUCAAAUGUAGUACAGCAAACAGAAGAGGCUUCUUUUGUCAAAAGAAGCUUCAGAUUACAUUGUGCUAUUUCAAUAGGUCUUGAUUUUUUAUUUUAUUUAUUUAUUUAUGUAUUUUUUUUUUUACUGAGAAGUUUGAUGUCCUAGCAAAACACCAUAAAUAACACUAUUUUCAAAGGGACUCUGAUUCAUAUACGCCAAAAAUCAAGCCAACAUCCAAAUCAAACGUACUGGGAAAAAAACACAGUUUAGUAAACGACGAUCUCAAAACGCAACGUGAAUUGCUCAUUGCUCAUUUUUUGUGUGAAGAAUGCGAACGUUUACUUUACCCUGUAGUGUGUUCAAGGUGAAUUCAGUGUCCUUAAAAAGCACACUGAAAACAAAAACUGUAUAUGCCCCAAGGGGGAUCGAAUUGUCGGGGUUUAGAAGCAUUAGUUCUUUCAAGACGUCAAGUUUUCAAGAAAAGCACGUAUUUGAGCGUGAGACCAGACUGUGUGUUUGUUCUCACCGCGAUGUAGAUAAUAAGCCAAUCGAAUAUAGCUUUUUACCCUGGCACUGCAUCUCUUCGGAACCCCCUGUCUGGUGCAUGUUUCCCCCACUUUUCCCCCACUUUUCCUCCAUCCUUACAAUUUAGACUGUUGUAAGAGGAAUAUAAUUUCAUACCUUCUUCUCCCCUGAGUUAUUUUCACCUGAAAUGUUUAUUUCAUUGUAACCCCUACUUACCGUCCUGAAAACGAUCAUCACCAGAUCAUACUGAUCGAACAUUGAGUUGUUCACCAUCGGUUCUUUUCAAAACAAGCACUAAUCAAAAAGAGGUAUUCAUAAUGGUGUUACCGAAAACCUCUCUUACUCUUAGUUAUACAUCCACCAUGCUAAGUUUCAAAUCAUACUUAAAGGCAAUGGACACUAUUGGUAAUUACUCAAAAUAAUUAUUAGCAUAAAACC
Molecule: messenger RNA, 3772 nt
Organism: Asterias rubens (European starfish)
Lineage: Eukaryota; Metazoa; Echinodermata; Asteroidea; Forcipulatida; Asteriidae
Product: cell death regulator Aven-like
Exons: 6
Coding region: 83-1438 (451 amino acids)
Biological process (GO): negative regulation of G2/M transition of mitotic cell cycle
Source: RefSeq, a predicted model, not a curated record